Zychaea mexicana is the source of this 639-nucleotide messenger RNA. RefSeq lists its product as uncharacterized. The transcript is spliced from 4 exons. The coding region runs from base 1 to 639 and encodes 212 amino acids. The record is from RefSeq and is a predicted model, not a curated record. NCBI's taxonomy places the organism in Eukaryota, Fungi, Mucoromycota, Mucoromycetes, Mucorales, Lichtheimiaceae.
AUGCCACCACCGAUGCGUCAUCCAGGACAAAAACAAAUUCAAAGACCCCUUCAAGCUGAACUUGCAGCCUUAAACAAUCUUCUUACAGGAGGCAUUUUAGAACACGCUGCUCGAAUUCUUGAACAUUUCGCUGCCACACAAAACAGUAAACUAGAAUCGGAAUCGUAUGACACUCCUUCCUUUCUGACCGAAAAGUUAUUGGACAAAUGCAAUGAAUUUGAAACUGUUUGCGAUCAGACUUAUUAUAUACUGGAACAAUCCAAGCGCGUGCUGCAGUUGGAUUGGCAACAAAGAACAGCGACACAGGAGGAUCAGGCACAACAACAGCGACAGCAAGGGCAGCAACAACAACAGCAUCAGCAAGAGUCGUCUCAAAUGCAUCCUGCUGAGGAUAUGGGAACGGAUCUGUCAGUCACUCAGAACAUGGAUCUGACGUUGGAUGACAUGGAUGACAUGGAUCAUGGUCAACAGCAGCAGCACCAACAAGCAGUAGAACCUAUGGACGAAGACGACAUGGACGAACUAUUGCAACUUCAAAGAGAACGAUUGGACCGGAUACGGAAUGUCAUUGUGCAUGGAGUUGAUGUUGAACAAUUAAAGGAUAGCCAGUCUGGUGGAAAGGACGAUUUAUUAUUUUAA